AUGUCAUCUUCGUCGGAAUCGCUUGAAGUGGACAAAAUGUCGACCAAAGACGCUCUUCGUCUUUGUCGUGAAACUGAAGAUAUAAAGACAAUUGUAGCGUUAACAGCUCAUACUGACCCUGCUGUACGACAACGAGCAUUGAAGGAGAUCUGUCCGUGCCGUGUCAAAGAAGAUAUCGAUCAAUUUUGGGAACGCGUUCUCCAAAUGAUCAAUGAUCCAGCAGAUAACGUUCGAGAACAAGUAUUGCAUACACUCUGUGAUGGUUCGCCUGAUCACAUGGAACUGAAAGUCUUAGAUGCACUCGAAAUAUUCAAUCGAGAUCGAAAUCAAUAUAUUCGACGACGAGCACAUAAAGUUCUUUCAUCUUACCGACGAUCGGGCAAGUGGAACGUUCUCUAA
Messenger RNA from Adineta ricciae, 399 nucleotides. The record is from the annotation of a GenBank genome assembly. Lineage: Eukaryota; Metazoa; Rotifera; Eurotatoria; Adinetida; Adinetidae.